Pistacia vera is the source of this 2256-nucleotide messenger RNA. Its product is annotated as transketolase, chloroplastic-like. Lineage: Eukaryota; Viridiplantae; Streptophyta; Magnoliopsida; Sapindales; Anacardiaceae. Bases 1 to 2256 code for a protein of 751 amino acids. Gene Ontology annotation, molecular function: transketolase activity. The record is from RefSeq and is a predicted model, not a curated record. The transcript has 7 exons. Gene Ontology annotation, cellular component: cytosol. Gene Ontology annotation, biological process: pentose-phosphate shunt.
AUGGCCUUGGCAAUCUCUUCAUUUCUUAUCAAACCCUUCUUUCUUCCAACCAAACACAUCUCCUACAAUAACAACGGCAAAAGCAACACGCCCGCAGCUUCUAUAUUCAAGCCCCACAAUUCUCUCAAAACCAGCGCUACUACUGGUGAUCUCGCAAACCACUGUAAACGCUCUUGGCAGCAAGAACUCAAACAAGUUUUCGGGUUUCAUCAUGAUGGAGAUGACGACGAUGAUGAUGAGUCGUUUAAGGAAAUGGUUGACAAGCGAUGUGCGGACAAUGUUCGGAUGCUGAUAGUGGACGCCGUGCAAAAUGCAAAGGCAGGCCACCCCGGCAUGGCGCUUGGAAUGGCAGAAGUUGGGUAUGUGCUUUACAGACAUUUUAUGAAGUAUAAUCCUUUCAACCCUAAAUGGUUUAACAGGGAUAGAUUUGUCUUGAGCGCUGGCCAUGGCUGUUUGCUUCAGUACGUUUGUCUUCAUCUCGCCGGCUUUCAGUCUGUUCAGCUGGAAGACCUGAAACGCCUGUGCAAGCUAGGAAGUCGGACACCGGGUCACCCUGAGAACGUUGUGACAGAGGGCAUUGAAGUCACAACAGGCCCCCUUGGACAAGGUGUAGCAAAUGCGGUUGGUCUUGCCUUAGCAGAGGCUCACUUAGCUGCUAGAUUCAAUAAGCCUGAUGCUGUUAUCGUGGACCAUCGGACAUAUUGCAUUAUGGGUGAUGGGUGUGCUAUGGAAGGAAUAUCACAUGAAGCUGCAUCUUUGGCUGCUCAUUGGAAACUCCACAAGCUUACAUUAAUUUAUGAUGACAAUCAAAAUACCAUUGAUGGACCAACUAGUCUCGCAUUUUCUGAAGAUAUAUCAGCGCGAUUCAGGGCACUUGGAUGGAGCACAAUUACAGUGGAGAACAUACAUGAGAGCAUGUGUUCCUUCAAGGAAGUACUUCGCGCUGCCAUUGAUGAGACUGAAAAACCAACUCUCAUCCGGGUAAAGACGCUGAUUGGCAAAUUAUCAGGAAAAGAAGGAACAGCUAAAGCUCAUCAUGGUACCUUUGAUGAUAAUGAAGUGAAGAUGAUGCGAGAAAAAGUUAAAUGGGGUGAUCGCGAGCCAUUCCAUGUCAUUCCUAUGGUUUACAGGGAGAUGCGAAAUCAGAAAGACGAUGGAGAAAGGCUGGAAAGAGAGUGGUACUCUAAACUAUUUAGUUACAAAAGCAAGUACCCACAGGAGGCCGUCGAAUUGAAUCUUCUUCUUUCUGGUGGUCUGCUUCCUGGGUGGGAAAGUUCACUGCCGAAAUGGUCUGCAUCUGAUCCACUUGACGAUACUCGAGGGUACUCUGAGAAGUGCUUGAACCAGCUUGCUAAAGUUCUUCCAGGAUUGAUUGGUGGAAGUGCAGACCUUGCAAGCUCUAAUAAGGUCCAUCUCCAUGAUCACAGUGACUUCUCUCAGCCAAAUUCCCCUUGUGGUCGAAACAUCCAUUAUGGAGUUCGUGAACACGCCAUGGCUGGAAUUUCAAAUGGCAUUGCUUUACAUGGCAGUGGUUUGAUACCCUUUGCGGCCACUUUCCUCAUAUUCUCUGAUUACAUGAAGAAUUCCAUUCGGCUUUCUGCUCUAAGCCACGCUGGAGUAAUCUACAUCAUGACUCACGACUCAAUCGGUUUAGGAGAAGAUGGUCCAACUCAUCAGCCAGUUGAACAACUUGCAGGCCUAAGAGCAGUGCCGCGGCUUUUAGUCUUUAGACCAGCAGAUGGAAAAGAAACUGCUGGUGCUUAUAAAAUCGCUAUCGCUAAUCGAGAUGUGCCUAGUGUGAUUGUAUUGUCAAGGCAAAAAGUUGCGGCAAAUUUGGAAGGAACAUUGGCUGAAAAAGUUGGGAGAGGCGGGUACAUUGUAAGCGACAAUUCUGGAAAUGAUUUGCCAGAGAUCAUAGUGAUUGGAACUGGAACAGAACUAUGUCUUUGUGAGUGGGCUGCCAAGACUCUAAGGCAAGAAAGGAGAAGAGUGAGGGUGGUUUCGCUUGUGUGCUGGCGGCUUUUCGACAGGCAGCCGAAGGACUACAAGGAGAAGGUAUUGCCGUUGAGCGUUACAAAGCGGGUUAGCGUCGAGGCUGGUUCCCCAAUGGGCUGGAAAGAGUAUGUAGGCAUUGAAGGUAAGGUGAUUGCAGUGAAGGAUUUUGGGGCUAGUGGGGCUUAUUUAGAUACAUUCAAGAAGUAUGGUUUUACUGAAGAGAAUGUAACAAGGAUUGCAAAGUCACUGCUUCAUCAAUAG